Molecule: messenger RNA, 3368 nt
Organism: Heterotrigona itama
Lineage: Eukaryota; Metazoa; Arthropoda; Insecta; Hymenoptera; Apidae
Source: the annotation of a GenBank genome assembly
AUGGCCAACGAGAAAACACAAAGACCGUACAGGUGCGUUUUUUUUUUCUCUUCUUUUUUUUAAAGAAAACGCCGGAUCAUGUUCGUUGCUUUGUCCUGAAGUCGACUUAUUAGAAUCUUAUGAAACCGUCGUUGACGUUGGAUAAAUCAUUCGUGAAAAUCGUGUGUAAUUGGAGGAGAAAGCCAUGAUGAAUUUUGUGUUAGGAGAAUUGGAGAUGAAAAGAGGAAUGGAAUAUCAAAUGUAGUGAAAUAUCUCUUGUUGCAAUACAAAAUUACAGAAUAUUUCGUGUAAAAUGUAUUCGUGAGAAGUUUCCAGAAUUUGUUGGGAAACUUUCAAGAGCAACUGGCAUCGACGAAUUCACUGUUCGUAACAUUUCUAAUAUACAUUUUAUGAACCCAUACGCAAUUCGACCAAUAUUUUUAGUAUGGAAAAAAAAAUGUUUCCUCGCGUAAUUGUAACAAGUUUGAUUACGAAGAGGCGAAAUUUUGCAUCACAGAUUGCAUCCUUCGAUCAUCCUUGUAACUUGUCGAUUUACAAAUAUUAUUGAUUAGUAAAUCAGUGUAAUAAAAAGUUGCAUUGUCAAUGAAAUCUGAAAAUGUAAAAAGAUUCUAUAAACGUUGGGAUACGUCAGCAAUUGUAGAUUAAAUAAUUUCGUUAAUCACGAAUGUUGAUUGUAGAUUACGAUUAAGGUUCUAAAUGGCGUGAUUGAGAAUCGCGAGUCAGAUUAUGGCUGAUUUAUUGACCUCGAUUAGAUAUUAUUGUUGCCAAAACAAGUCGUUUAUUGAACAAUCAAUUACGUUUAGUUGCGCGGAUCAAAAGCAUACAACUUUCAAAUGCGGUCUAUUCGUAAAGAUCCAUUUUUCCAGAAUUCUAAUUUCACCUUUAAUUUCGUUGCAAUUUUAUCGUGACUUCAAUUUUAAUUUUUAUCGUGAUCUCGAUUUUAAUUUUCACUCUCAACUGUAUUUCGUUUAUUUAUUCCCAUCUCAAUUUAUCUCAGUCUAAUUUCAAUUUCAUUCUAACUUUUACUUUAAUUUUAAUUCAAUUCCAAAACUUUACUUUCAAUGUGAUUCGUUUUAAUUUUAGUUAAUUCAAAAAAAAAAAAAAAAAAAAAUUGCCUCCUUUAUACAUCUUUGUAGGCGACUCAAGUUUGUAUUAUUUUCUUAUUAGUCACUCUAUAUAUAUUUAUGUAAUUUAUUAUUUCAAGAACAACGUUACCAGUCCCAGGCCACUCGGAAGUGAACCUAUGCUCGGUAUUAACGCUGGGUAAAGAUCUAAGCAAAAUCACUAUGCCGGUCAUAUUCAACGAACCGCUAUCCUUUCUUCAGCGUGUCGCCGAGUACAUGGAAUACGCCAAACUACUUAAGCAAGCGGCCCAAGAAGAAACUCCGAUCGGAAGGUUACAGUACGUCGCUGCAUUCGCUGUGAGUGCUUUGGCUUCGAACUGGGAGAGACUUGGCAAACCCUUCAACCCGAUACUCGGCGAAACGUACGAAUUGGAGCGUGAGGACUUCCGAAUAGUGUGCGAGCAAGUGUCGCAUCAUCCACCGGUGUCUGCGUUCCACGCAGACAACGACGAGUUCAUAUUCCACGGCACUAUACACCCGAAAUUGAAAUUCUGGGGCACAUCCGUAGAAAUACAUCCGAAGGGUAUUGUCACCGUCGAACUUCCAAAAUGGAAAGAAGCGUACUCAUGGCAGAACAUCAACUGCAUACUGCACAACGUGCUGGUCGGCCAACUGUGGAUGGAGCAGCUUGGCUCCCUCGAGAUCAAGCAGAAUGGUGGAGCGAAUUUGAAAGCGACUCUUUCUUUCAAAAGCGCCAGCUGCAACGGGAAGGACCUUCAUCGAGUCGAAGGCUUCAUAACGGAUCACGAAAAAAGGAAACUGCUGUUCCUUUAUGGGAAAUGGACGGAUAGGAUGAAAGUGUGCGAUCCUGUGUUGUACGAGGAAGCGCUGGAGAAGGUGAAACGCGAGGCAAAGAGUCCUCAGGGUAGCCCCGGCCACAAGAAGGUCCUCGCGAAGUUGCACAGUCUGAAAGUUGGAGCUUUCAAACCAUCUCAUCAGGACGCAAUUGACGAUCCAUCAGCAAGCAUAGACGCAGACGACACUCCAACAGUCGAUGACAUUCCUGGAUCGAUUACUCUCUGGGAAGCUUCACCAAGGCCAACUAACAGCGCAGAAUAUUACCAGUUCACGACGUUCGCCAUGUCGUUAAACGAACUGACACCGGAAAUGGAAAAAGUUCUAUGCCCGACGGACUCGAGACUGAGGCCGGAUAUUAAGAAAUUGGAGAACGGCGAUCAAGAUGGCGCCGCGGCUGAAAAGACGAGGCUCGAAGAGAAGCAAAGAGAGACGCGCAAAGCGCGAAAGCACAAGAAGGGAGAAGAAUGGACGCCCAGGUGGUUCCAAUUAGGUAUGAAUCCGUACACGAACCAAAUGGACUGGUUAUACCACGGUGGCUACUGGGAUCGUAAUUAUGGCAACAUGGAAGAUAUCUUUUAAUAAAUGUGAAAACUGAUCAUUCGAGAGGGAUAAUCGAUUACGUGGCAAAAGAUGAGGGAAUUCACUCGCAUGUCCUGAAUAAUCAAAGUGAUUGCUCUUCGAUUCGAAAUUUUGCGUCGUUGGUCGAUUUGCUACGUUCAAUCAAUGCAAAGAAAGGAAGCCUCGUCGCUUGUGUCGACGUUGAUUUGCGUAUACAGUCUUGGAUUAAAUUAUCAGAUUUUGUGGAAAAUUAUUAUAAUUUGUUUGAAAUCUUCAAUUAGUAAAACUGAACCUCGGAAGUUAUAAUAAUUCAGAAUUCUGGAAUUUCUGAUUCGAAUAUAUUGCAACAAUUCUUUAGAAAUUAUUCUAUCAUUGCAAACAUUCGUAACACUUAACGUAUAGUUUCAAUGGCAGUGAUUUAUUGCAAAUAACAUUUUGAGCAAUCGAUUUUCAAUUUUCUAUCUAACAUAAAUCACGGCGCAUUUCUAACUAAAUGGUACCAUUUAAGAAUCAAAUCGAUAUUUCGUGCGAUAAAGUGAAGAUUCAUGUACUUGGCAACCUUGAAAAAAAAUGUAUGCAGCUUGAAAUUCACAAUCUACGCCAAAUUUAUAUCAAAAAUGGAAAAUAACCGUGAGAAAUUUUAAACGAGAAUGUAUAUGCGAGCCAAUGGCACAAAUAUAAGCAUAACGCGUGUCACACCUGUGAAAACACUCUCUUCGAGCACGAGGAGGACGAAAAGCACAGAAGCUUUUAAGAAUAAAGAGCAGCUUUUUUUCUCCUGACAUAGGAGUAUUAUUGUGUUCCAUUGAAGCGACGCCAGUCAUUGUACGAUCGAUCAACGAAAAUGGAACCACGCGAGACUCCAGGACAAAUACAUGCUUUCGUUGA